UUGCAUUUCCUUGUAUUUUUUACAAGUUUGUUUGAACUACUGGUUCUAAUAAGUUGCGAAAAUCCUGCUACCUACAAUAUACAUGUCCGUACGAUUAACGGGUGCGGAGAAAUUCGAUACCAGGCUGCAUGCUGACUGCGGAAGUGCUAUCUCAUAUUGUAGAAUAUCAGUCAGAAAUAACCGCUCUUAUUAGUAAUGUCAGGCUGUGGUAAAAGUACAGCAGAGCGCUGACAAAAUUAACUCAGGUACGGUUCUGCCUUUUUAAAAAAUAUUCUCUUUAAAAAAUUUUUUCGGAUCGGGACCAUGUGUUCAGUACUAAAGUUCUGCAUCUUUACCGGCCUGUUAACCUUUGUAAUCCAUAUUAUCAAAGCAGAUGCGAAAGCAAUUUAUGCAGACCAGAGUGUUCUUUCGAAUGAGAGCGGUCUUUCGAAUGGGAAUUUUUUAAUUUAUGGUUCCAGAUACCGGAGAGGAAUAACGGAUUCGAUAAAAGGGCUAUUUGGAUUUGGAAAUAAUAACAACAAUAACAAUAACAACAACAACCAAGGCAGUUCCAACGACGGAAAUCAACCGCAGCCGCCAAAUACGGGAAACACCGCUGAUAGUGGCAGUAAUUCUAACGGUAAUAAUGGGUCACCUCCUCCCGCAGUACGAGAAGGACCAUCGCGAUCCGGCGAUAACAAUGGCGAUCGCCAGUCUAUAACCGGUAACAAGUGGAUAGAUACAGCAAUCAGUGCCUUUCGCGGCAGCGGUGAUAACAGUGGAAGUAUCAGCGGAGAUUCACAAAAAUCUGUUGGGGGAAGAAUUGUGGAUGCUUUAGCAAAAGAAGCGAUGAAGUCUCUGUUUGCGGGGUUGCUCGGUGGAUAGGCUUUCUGCACAAAACUGGGCUUACUAGGUUUCUACGAUUUUUUGUUCUAUUGUUUGGUGUUCGGCAUUUUUAUUGUAAAAACUGAAGGAACAACCGCUAAAAUCCUACAAAACCAA
Messenger RNA from Paramacrobiotus metropolitanus, 981 nucleotides. RefSeq names its product probable cyclin-dependent serine/threonine-protein kinase DDB_G0292550. The transcript has 2 exons. NCBI's taxonomy places the organism in Eukaryota, Metazoa, Tardigrada, Eutardigrada, Parachela, Macrobiotidae. The record is from RefSeq and is a predicted model, not a curated record. Bases 304 to 864 code for a protein of 186 amino acids.